This is a messenger RNA of Neoarius graeffei (lesser salmon catfish), 2075 nucleotides long. RefSeq lists its product as uncharacterized. The transcript is spliced from 7 exons. Gene Ontology annotation, molecular function: phosphotyrosine residue binding. The coding region runs from base 242 to 1585 and encodes 447 amino acids. NCBI's taxonomy places the organism in Eukaryota, Metazoa, Chordata, Actinopteri, Siluriformes, Ariidae. The record is from RefSeq and is a predicted model, not a curated record.
CGCUGGGAAACGUGGGCUGAGCGCUUGGUAACGCAGAGACAGGCGCGCGCGCACACACGCACGCGCUCAGAGUUUCUCCACGCUGGAAAGUGAGUGCGGGUCAGAAACGGGCGCGCGAGCUUGUGCUGAAAAGUGCUGCGAGAUUCACCGAGUUUCCGGCGGACAGCGAGGCUCACGCGCACCACGGAAACCCGGACCGGAAAUCUCGGCGUGUCGGAGCGGUGAGCGAUGCGCUGGCACCAUGGCCAAAUGGUUCAAGGAGCACCUGGGAUUCAAGAGCGCCAAAGCCGCGCCGCCGGCGCCUCCGAGACCGGACUACCGGCACUGCCACGCCGGGACUGGCACCGGAGGCGCGGGCUACCCGAGCCCUGCUCAGCCGGAUAUCCUCGCCGCGUACAAACUCCAGAAAGAGCUGGACUUCGAGGACCCGUACGCAUCCGGCGCAAACACUCCGUUCUCGGGCGCAGCGCUCUCGGAGGUGAAGUACGUGUCCCCGAAACACCGCCUCAUCAAAGUGGAGACGCUCGAGAGGAGCAGCGCGAGCCCGACUGCUUCCGGAGGAGGCGGAACUGGCGGCGGCAGCAGCAGCAGCGGUGGCAGCGCGAGCCAGCCGGCUGCAGGGAGCGCGAGAUCCCCCACUUCCCCAUCCGCCGAGCACGAGACUAAACAGGACAAGGUGAUCAUCUUGGAGGACUACGCGGACCCUUUCGACGCCGCGGAUCAAGCAGGUGGCACCCAGAGCAGCGUGGAGAAACCGGUGGAGAACGAUGGCUACAUGGAGCCGUACGAAGCUCAGAAGAUGAUGGCUGAGAUCCGAGGGAGCCGUGGUGUAAAGGAUGGCCCAGUUCGGCAGCUUCCCCUGUACGACACCCCGUACGAGCCUGCGGAGAACGGCGGGGAUUCUGACCCCCUGUGUUCACGCGAGAGCAGACUGCCUCAGGAUGACGAGAGGCCGCCGGAGGAGUACGAUCAGCCCUGGGAGUGGAAGAAAGAACGCAUCUCGAAGGCCUUUGCAGCUCUGCUUUGUUAUGACUGCAUUAGCAGCAAAGGAGCAGGCAGAGGAUCAACUCGGAGGAGAGUCGGCACCUCCAAAUCCCUCACAGUCCAGUUCGAGGGGGUGGAGAAAGGCAGGAUGUCUCCGACGAAAGACGGGAAAUCGCGGCCACCCCAGCGCCACUCCAGCGGCUGCCUGGUCAACAUGAAGAUGAGUUCGGUGGAGCAGUGUAUGCCGAUGCUGGGCGAACGCAUCGACCCUACGAUGCCACUGGAGAGCCAGUUCUGGUAUCACGGAGCAAUCAGUCGAACGGACGCCGAGUCGUUGCUGAGGUUGUGUAAAGAGGCCAGUUACCUAGUCAGAAACAGCGAGACCAGCAAGAACGACUUCUCCCUCUCUCUCAAGAGCAGCCAGGGUUUCAUGCACAUGAAGCUGUCGCGAACCAAAGACAACAAGUACAUCCUGGGCCAGAACAGCUGUCUGUUCGACAGCGUUCCGGAGAUCAUCCACUUCUACUCCAGCCGCAAGCUGCCGAUCAAAGGAGCCGAGCACAUGUCCCUCCUGUACCCCGUGGCCAUCCGGACACUUUAGCCUCUUGUCUAGAAGUUUGAUUGCUGAACGAAUGGCGUGUAGACGCUCGUUACGGACGGAUUGAACGGCCGUCGUCCGCAUUUACAACGCCAUCUAGCAACGUUUGAUGACCGAUACGGUGUCUGGUAAGCCUUUGUGAACGGCUGCUUGGACACUGUGCUACUGGAACGCGGUGCUGUCCAGCAAAAAAACUGGAAAACUUGAGGCUUUUAAAAAGCCCUCACUUUCCCUGCCGAUAUGGGGUCAAAUCUCAAGUCUUUUUUUUUUUUUGGAAUUUCCACCAAGUCAUAUCUUCAGCUCAGUGGAUUAUGGAGACCACACGAAGCAGACCGACCUGUAAAUAAUGUUUUCCAACAGCUCGAACGUGUACCCUCGUCCCAUGCUGACGUUUCCCGUUCAUGUGGACCUAAAACCCUGAGCUUUGGCCUGCACCCACACUUUAUUUGGUCUCAUACUGUAUGCAUACUGUAAUAAAAUCUCACUCAAGCCA